CUGUCUUGUUUCCUUCCAUCUAGUGUCUGCUCUCCAUACUGCACCCUCCGUAUUAUCGGUCCCGUUAUUCUAGUGAUCCUCCUGAAGGGAGAAAUCCCGGACUGAGCAUGUGCGAAAUGUCACUUCCUGUCCAUGGAACACGUUUCCUGUUUUCAGCCAUUUUAGAUCGGAUUCCAGCAGAUUCUCCGUCUCCAUCCUGAACACACGACCACCAGAGGAUGUUCUCCGUGUCACACCACACAGGUGAAUGGACGGGAUUUGUUGGUCUUCAGAAGCACAACUGAGUCACGCACGUUGGAGACAAGUCCAUAUGGAUGUUCUGAGAGACUGAAAGACUACAGAUCGUUGGAGGAUUCCCACAGGACACAAGUCAUAUGUGUGUUCUAAACGUCGUAAAUGUUUUGAAUACUCAUCGUGGAUCCAGCCUCAGAGGACAGGAGCCAAGUCUUCCGUGGAAGUGACGAUGGCUUUACAAUAAAGUCAGACCCAUACAUACCCGAGAGACGUCCCACAAUAGAAAAGAUAUAUCGUCUUUGGAUUGUAACAACGUUUUUACAAUGGAAUCAAAUCUUAUCGGGCACCAGAAGGUUCACACAGAAGAAAAUCCAUAUCAGUGCCCUGAAUGUGGCAAAUCUUUUAACCAGAAUUCACAUCUCGUGAGGCACAAGAGGGUCCACACCGGAGAGAAACCAUAUCCGUGUUCUGAAUGUGAUAAAUCUUUUGCGGGGAAGGGCGAUCUUAUCAAACACGAGACCAUUCACACCGGAGUGAGGCCGUAUCCAUGUUCUGAAUGUGACAAAUCUUUUAGGCUGAAGGCGCACCUUCUCAUACACGAGAGGGUCCACACCGGGGAGAAGCCAUAUCAGUGCGGUGAAUGUGACAAAUCUUUUAGCGUGAGGUCACAGGUUGUAGCGCACCAGAUGGUCCACACCGGAAAGAAACCAUUUCAGUGUACCGUGUGUAACCAAACGUUUCGAAGGAAGGAGGCGCUGACCAGACACCAGAGGAUUCACACCGGAGAGAAUCCGUAUCAGUGCUCCGAAUGUGAUAAAGCUUUUCGAGCCAAGUCAAAUCUUACCAUACACCAGAGGAUUCAUACGGGGGAGAAACCUUAUCGGUGCUGCGAGUGCGAUAAAGCUUUUGCAAGGAGGGAAGAUUUUGUCAAACACAAGAAAUGUCACAAAAUUGCAACAAAAGUGUAUCCAUGUUCUGAAUGUGACAAAGCUUUCAAAGCGAAGAAGAGCCUUAUCGCCCACCAGGUAGUCCACACCGGAGAGAAGCCCUACACUUGUUCUGAAUGUAAUAAAAGCUUUGCAACAAAGUCCUAUCUUACCAUACACCAGAGGUUUCACACCGGAGAGCGGCCGUACCCGUGUCCUGACUGUGACAAAGCUUUUGCAGUGAAGACUCAUCUUCUCAGACACCGGAGAGGUCACACCGGACAGCAGCCACAUCAGUGUUAUGAAUGCGAUAAAUCUUUUAGAGGAAAGUCGGAGCUCAUCAAACACCAAAGGAGUCACAGUCUUACAUUUUGGCUACAAAGCGGAAACUCUGGGAGAAAAUAGAGUGUUAAAAAGAGUAGCAGAUACCCCCAAAACCCUAUCAGAAAUGUUUAUCGCAGCAGUUGCACGUCCCGUGUCAUGCCCCAAGCUAAUGGAAAAGUGAAACGGUAGAAUGCUACAAUCUGUGAGAAAACCGGAAUGAAAUGGACGAAUGUAUGGAGUUUACCAUUUAGGUCUACCAGACACAUCUAGAAAGCUUUUUUGACCAUCAAAGGCUGAACUCUGGUCUCAUUCUUUCUUUAUUGCUGAAUAUGUAUUUUACACUAAUUGACCUUCACCCCCCAAGUGUUUCCUUCAUUGCCAGAUCUUGCCUCAGUACCAGAGACUUGGUAGUAGUCAAGUGGUCUGUUGCCAAGUCUCCAUAGCCUUGUUGGAAGAGAUCUUCCCAGGUUCUGAUCACUAUUGCUACGUCAUUGUAGCUCUAUGGUUCCAGGUAAACCCAUCUGUAACGGCACCCCAAAUGGGAAAGAGGUUAACGCCGUUUAGGAUAUUCCAAUCCCGAACACAAGGCAGCUACCGACACCCAACAAUCAGGCAAACAAACCCCAUAAGAAUUCCCCCCCCCCCACUAACGAGACACACAGCUCUGUUUGAGGUUCAAAACUGGGUAUGCCUUUAAUGAGAAAUACAGGCUCUUAUAUACAAUUUAGGAUACCACAGGAGAUAUGGCCUGGAUCCACCCACAACAUCACACAAUGGUACCGAACGAGCCCCCCCCAAUACACAUCAUCCUCAAUACACCUCUUUAGCAGACAUCCUGUCUCCAGGGCCUGACCUAAUUUACAUGAGCUAAUUAAUUACAGCUGAUGACUCAGACACCUCACCUUUAGGCUUCCCAGUCUGGCUGUCUGUUAACUUACAAUACACAUUAUCACAGGACUUCACACAAUACAGGGUCAAUUAGCACAAGCCACAAUGAAAGAUC
Molecule: messenger RNA, 2487 nt
Organism: Rana temporaria (common frog)
Lineage: Eukaryota; Metazoa; Chordata; Amphibia; Anura; Ranidae
Product: zinc finger protein 84-like
Exons: 2
Coding region: 558-1565 (335 amino acids)
Biological process (GO): regulation of transcription by RNA polymerase II
Molecular function (GO): RNA polymerase II cis-regulatory region sequence-specific DNA binding; DNA-binding transcription factor activity
Source: RefSeq, a predicted model, not a curated record